Messenger RNA from Gopherus flavomarginatus (Mexican gopher tortoise), 5869 nucleotides. It is a transcript of the gene IGF1R, whose product is annotated as insulin like growth factor 1 receptor. The record is from RefSeq and is a predicted model, not a curated record. The transcript has 21 exons. The coding region runs from base 1164 to 5252 and encodes 1362 amino acids. Gene Ontology annotation, cellular component: insulin receptor complex; axon; membrane. NCBI's taxonomy places the organism in Eukaryota, Metazoa, Chordata, Testudines, Testudinidae. Gene Ontology annotation, molecular function: ATP binding; insulin receptor substrate binding; insulin receptor activity. Gene Ontology annotation, biological process: glucose homeostasis; positive regulation of kinase activity; regulation of JNK cascade.
CUGCACCGUGCGAGCGAGGAGGAGCGGCGAGAGGGGGAGACCUAGCAGCAGCAGCAGCGCGGUGCAAGCCCUCCCGCAAAGGACAGCGACAUACUUCAAUACAGAGCAGCAGGGCCUCCCCUUCCAGCCUCCCCCCUUGGAGGAAUUACGGACCCCUUUGCAACAAGCUCCUGGGCUUUGACCUUCAGCAAACCGGACCCCCCCCCCCCGCCUUCCCACUACGACCCUCCCCCUCCACCCCCGCACACUCCCCCUGGCUUGGGUUGGACAAGGAGCGGGGAAGGGUUGCAGCGCGCACGCACGCACAAGAUUCAGUUGUGUUUGGAUUUUUUGUGGCAUGGGAAAGCAGCAGCGAGCAGGGAUGCGAGGAGGCGAGCAGCGGCAAGAGGAGGCGGAGAAGUGCUGAGCUGCUCAGCUCUGCCUGCUGCCGCUUUGUGUGUGUCCUGGAUUUUUUUUUUUUGUUUGGAAGGAGCCGGUGGCAGCGGCGCUGAGACGAGGAAGAGGGGGAAGCCUUUUCAUUCAUUUUUAUUCCGCAUUUGUAGGGUCUUCAGCCACCCGGACUUACUGUUUGUUUUUGUGUUUUACUGUGGCGGAAGCUUGAAGGGGGGAAUCCCUUUGGAGCAGCCUCAGGUCUCUGCUUGGGGGAAUAAUCUCCAGUCUCGGGAAGCUGUAUUUCCUCCUCCCUCAUAAGCUUGUUUUGGAUUCCCCCCCUGCCCCCUUUCCCAUCCAGAAUUUUUUUUUUUUUGCGUGUGUUUGCUGCGCCUGUGUGGUGUUUGAAAAUGGAGGCUGAAGAUACAGACUGCCAGCCCCAAUGUGCUUCAUGUUUGCGACUUCUGUGCACAUUGUAUCACUGCAGGCAGCGCUGAGGGGGAGUGUUGCUUCGCCCUUUCUGGGGGAGCCCCAGCCCAGCAUUUUCAUUGUUGUCUGUGGGUGGCUUCUCCGGAAGAACAGCAGCGAGGGAAAUAGAAACCUUUUGAUUUUCAAACCCAAAGGGGUGGUUUUUGUGUGUGCGUGUAGGAGGAGGAGGUUAUUUCCCCCUCUCCCAAGGUCUCCCCUCACUCUCCCAAUUUAUAGCUCUUUGUGAGUGGAGAGGGGAGAAAUUUGGACUUUUAUUUUUUUUUUUUGGAAAAGGGGAUUUUGUCCGUAAUUAAAAAUAAAAAGGAAUGAAGUCUGGCGCUGGAGGAGGGUCCCUGACCUUAUUCUGGGGGUUUCUGCUCUUCUUUGCCACACUUUGUCUGUGGCCAACAAAUGGAGAAAUUUGUGGGCCAGAUGACAUUCGCAAUGAUAUCCAUGAGCUGAAGCGCUUGGAGAACUGCACGGUAAUUGAGGGUUACCUCCAGAUUCUGCUGAUCUCCAAGGCAGAGGACUACCGCAACUUCCGCUUACCAAAGCUCACAGUUAUCACCGACUACUUGCUGCUGUUCCGCGUGACAGGCUUAGAGAGCCUCAGCGAUCUCUUUCCCAACCUCACAGUCAUUCGCGGGAGGAACCUCUUCUACAACUAUGCCCUGGUUAUCUUUGAGAUGACUAACCUCAGAGAAAUUGGGCUUUACAGUCUGAGGAACAUCACCCGUGGGGCCAUCCGGAUCGAGAAAAACUCUGAUCUGUGUUACCUCUCCACGGUGGACUGGUCUCUGAUACUAGAUGCAGUGUCCAACAACUACAUAGUUGGAAAUAAACCUCCAAAGGAGUGCGGGGACUUGUGUCCAGGGACGAUGGAAGAGAAGCCAUUGUGUGAGAAGACCUCCAUUAACAAUGAGUACAACUACCGCUGCUGGACCACCAACCACUGCCAGAAAAUGUGCCCCAGCGCUUGUGGCAAGCGGGCUUGCACAGACCAAAAUGAAUGUUGCCAUCUCGAGUGCUUGGGGAGCUGCACUGUGCCCGACAACAACACGGCUUGUGUGGCCUGUCGCAACUACUACUACGAAGGAAUUUGCGUACCCACCUGCCCACCAAACACCUACAAGUUUGAAGGCUGGCGCUGCGUUACAAAAGACUUCUGUUCCAAAGUCCCUGCUACAGAGAUGAGUGACUAUGAGAAGUUUGUGAUCCACAAUGACGAGUGCAUGGCAGAGUGCCCUUCUGGAUUCAUACGCAACGGGAGCCAAAGCAUGUUCUGCAGCCCCUGCGAAGGGCCUUGCCCAAAAAUCUGUGAGGAAGAGAAAACAAAGACCAUUGAUUCUGUCACAUCAGCACAGAUGUUGCAGGGAUGCACCGUCCUCAAAGGGAAUCUGCUUAUUAACAUCCGCCGUGGGAACAAUAUUGCUUCUGAGCUGGAGAAUUUUAUGGGUCUGAUAGAAACAGUAACUGGGUAUGUGAAGAUCCGCCAUUCCCAUGCAUUAGUCUCCCUCUCUUUCUUGAAGAAUCUGCGAUAUAUUUUGGGAGAGGAACAGUUGGACGGGAAUUAUUCUUUCUAUGUGUUGGAUAACCAGAAUCUGCAACAACUGUGGGACUGGAACCACCACAACCUGACGAUCAAAGAGGGGAAAAUGUACUUUGCGUUUAAUCCCAAACUGUGUGUGUCUGAGAUUUACCGCAUGGAGGAUGUGUCGGGAACCAAGGGACGGCAGAGUAAAGGAGAUAUAAAUCCAAGAAACAAUGGGGAGAGAGCCUCUUGCGAAAGCCACAUUCUGAAUUUUGUCUCCAACACCACCCUGAAGAACCGGAUUAAGCUCACCUGGGAGCGGUAUCGCCCUCCGGAUUACAGAGAUCUUAUUAGCUUCACUGUUUACUACAAAGAGGCACCAUUCAAGAAUGUGACAGAGUAUGAUGGGCAAGAUGCUUGUGGUUCUAAUAGCUGGAACAUGGUGGAUGUUGAUCUGCCCCCAAACAAAGAGAACAACCCUGGGAUUUUACUGCAGGGACUGAAACCUUGGACUCAAUAUGCUAUUUAUGUCAAGGCUGUUACUCUCACAAUGAUGGAGAAUCAUCACAUCCAUGGAGCAAAGAGUGAAAUAGUCUAUAUACGCACCAAUGCUUCAGUACCAUCUAUCCCACUGGAUGUUAUUUCAGCAUCUAAUACCUCCUCUCAGUUAAUAGUGAAAUGGAAUCCACCCUCUCUCCCCAAUGGCAACCUGUCCUACUAUAUUGUACGGUGGCAGCAGCAGCCUCAGGACAGUUAUCUUUACCGACAUAACUACUGCUCCAAAGAUAAAGUCCCAAUUCGGAGAUAUGCUGAUGAGACCAUUGAUACAGAAGAAGCUACCGAACCCACCAAGCCAGAGGGGAGUGAGGGAGAAAAAGGACCUUGCUGUGCUUGCCCCAAGACAGAGGCAGAGAAGCAAGCUGAGAAGGAGGAGGCAGAGUACCGGAAAGUCUUUGAGGACUUCCUCCAUAACUCCAUCUUUGUGCCCAGACCGGACCGGAAGCGCAGGGAUGUGUUCCGAAUCGCAAACACCACCCUUUCCAGUAGGAACAAGAACACAACGGUGCCAGAUCACUUCGCCAAUGUGUCUGAUGUGGAGGAGAGCGAGAUGGAAUAUCCAUUCUAUGAGAGCAAAGUGGAGGGCCGGGAAAGGACGCUCAUCUCCCACCUCCAGCCUUUUACUCUUUACCGUAUUGAUAUUCACAGCUGCAACCAUGAAGCAGAGAAACUUGGGUGCAGUGCUUCCAACUUUGUCUUUGCAAGAACCAUGCCUGCAGAAGGAGCAGAUAACAUUCCAGGAACAGUAACGUGGGAAGGCAAAGAAGAUAAUGCCAUCUAUCUGAAGUGGUCAGAACCUGUAAGCCCUAAUGGAUUGAUACUGAUGUAUGAAAUCAAAUAUGGGCAGCACGGAGAGGAGAAACGGGAAUGUGUUUCUAGACAGGAAUACAGGAAGUUUGGAGGAGCCAAACUAACUCAUCUAAACCCUGGAAACUAUUCUGCCAGAGUUCAGGCCACCUCUCUAGCUGGAAAUGGAUCAUGGACUGAACCAGUGUCUUUCUAUGUACAACCCAAACCGGCAGACUAUGGGAAUUUCCUGCACUUGAUAAUUGUGCUUCCCAUUGCGGUGCUGCUGGUCAUUGGAGGUUUACUAAUAAUGCUGUACGUCUUUAACAAAAAGAGGAACAGUGACCGACUAGGAAAUGGAGUGCUUUAUGCUUCUGUGAAUCCUGAGUACUUCAGUGCUUCUGAUGUGUAUGUUCCAGAUGAGUGGGAAGUGCCCCGUGAGAAGAUCACCAUGUGCCGAGAGCUUGGGCAGGGCUCCUUUGGAAUGGUUUACGAGGGAAUAGCUAAGGGAGUGGUGAAGGAUGAGCCAGAAACUAGAGUGGCCAUCAAAACUGUCAAUGAGUCUGCAAGCAUGCGUGAACGGAUAGAGUUCUUAAACGAGGCCUCAGUCAUGAAGGAAUUCAAUUGUCAUCAUGUGGUGCGGCUGCUUGGAGUCGUCUCUCAAGGCCAACCAACACUGGUUAUCAUGGAGCUCAUGACACGCGGGGAUCUCAAGAGUUAUCUGAGAUCUCUGCGGCCGGACACAGAGAAUAACUCAGGCCAGUCUCCUCCAACUCUGAAGAAGAUGAUUCAGAUGGCAGGAGAGAUUGCUGACGGCAUGGCAUACCUCAACGCCAACAAAUUUGUGCACAGGGAUCUCGCUGCAAGGAACUGCAUGGUGGCUGAAGACUUCACUGUAAAAAUUGGAGAUUUUGGCAUGACCAGAGAUAUCUACGAGACAGAUUACUAUCGGAAAGGAGGGAAAGGUUUGCUUCCUGUGCGUUGGAUGUCCCCAGAGUCACUGAAGGAUGGAGUCUUCACAACACAUUCAGACGUCUGGUCCUUUGGUGUUGUCCUUUGGGAAAUUGCAACAUUAGCAGAGCAGCCAUACCAAGGCAUGUCCAAUGAGCAAGUUCUUCGCUUCGUGAUGGAGGGAGGCUUAUUGGAGAAACCAGACAACUGUCCUGAUAUGCUGUUUGAGUUGAUGCGGAUGUGCUGGCAGUACAACCCCAAGAUGAGGCCCUCCUUCUUGGAAAUAAUCGGUAGCAUUAAGGAUGAGCUGGAUCCAGCAUUCAAAGAGGUCUCCUUCUUCUACAGCGAAGAGAACAAGCCUCCAGACACCGAGGAACUCGAUCUGGAGACUGAAAACAUGGAGAGCAUUCCUUUAGAUCCCUCCUCCACCCUCCAACCCUCUGACAAGCACUCAGGGCACAAAGCUGAGAACGGCCCAGGCGUGGUGGUGCUGCGGGCCAGCUUUGAGGAGAGACAGCCGUACGCACAUAUGAACGGAGGGCGCAAGAACGAACGGGCCUUACCUUUGCCCCAGUCUUCGGCCUGCUGAUCCUUAAAACCCAGAAUCUCACAAACACACACAUGUUGGGGGAAGAAAGAAAGAAAAGAAAAUAUAUUCAAAAGCCUACUGUACCUCAGUGGAUCUUCAGAACUGCCGUAGCUGCACACGGGAGAAUCCUCUUUUCAGUAAACACAUUAGUUUUUUCAUUGUUCAAUAUGCAAGCAGGUGUUUAUUUCAGUAAAGGACUCUGUUCAAUGAGGCGCACAGUCAGCCUUUCAAAACUCUAAUGUUAACACUUAAUAGCAACAGAAAACUUGAGAUCUGAUGUGUCUCUUCUUUCUCUCUCUCUCUCUCUCUCUCUCUCUCUCUCUGCUUCAUAAUGGGAAACAUAUCUGCGUGCAAGUUCAACCAUACAGCACUUUUUUCAGAUCAAAGAAAUUGCAGGCCAGGUGGCUCCCUGUUAGCCCUUGAAACACCUGCUUAACACUGUAGGUCUUUAUAAAACCAGAAUUGGAAGGGGGAAAAAAAAAAGACUGGAUUUUUAAUGUUACUCUGACCUUUUUAAGAACAUGUUAAAGAAUUGAAGAAGGGGCAUCAUUCGUCCAAGGUUGUUACCAUUUUCAGCGCUGCCAAAUUUUGCCAAAAAAAAAAAAAUUUUGGGGGGU